Molecule: messenger RNA, 3846 nt
Organism: Thalassophryne amazonica
Lineage: Eukaryota; Metazoa; Chordata; Actinopteri; Batrachoidiformes; Batrachoididae
Gene: cacna2d3a
Product: calcium channel, voltage-dependent, alpha 2/delta subunit 3a
Exons: 38
Coding region: 248-3520 (1090 amino acids)
Cellular component (GO): voltage-gated calcium channel complex
Molecular function (GO): voltage-gated calcium channel activity
Source: RefSeq, a predicted model, not a curated record
UGGAUGAAAAGUCUGCACAUCUGCGCUCCGCGUCCUGAGUCGGAGAACAGCUGGACGCACGCAUGAUCUCACUCGUCAUCUUUAGUGACUUUUCAGUUUCUCCAAAAAAACAUUUUUACCUUGUGAUAUAUUUAUAGUUUUUGACAUUUUUUUUAUUGUUAUUUUUUUCUGGAGACUGGAAAAACGCGCAGAGGCAGCAGAAGCUCGAAAUUGGCAUUUUACGCGCCCUCAGCGAAUUUUUGCCCAAAUGCAGGUGGAUCGGCGCUGUGUGUUUUCCCGUGCGUGGUGUCUGCUGAUACUUUUGUUAACUCUGAAUAUCGGAGUUAACGAGGUGGGAGGCACCCACCAAAGCAUCCCCCCAUCCGUGGUGAAGCUGUGGGCUUCAGCGUUUGGUGGGGAGAUGAAGUCCAUUUCUGCAAAGUACUCUGGUUCACAGCUUCUGCAGAAGAAAUAUAAAGAGUUUGAACGAGCUGUGCAGGUGGAAGAGAUUGAUGGACUGCAAUUGGUAAAAAGACUGGCUGAAGACAUGGAGGAGAUGUUUCACAAGAAAGCUGAGGCCAUGGAGAGGCUGGUGGUGGCGGCUGAGGAAGCCCACCUACAGCAUGAGGAGGAUCCAAACUUACAGUAUGAAUACUUCAAUGCAGUGUUGAUCAACGAGGUGGAUGAGGAGGGAAACAGUGUGGAGCUCGGUGGAGAAUUCAUCCUGCAGCCGAAUGACCACUUUAACAAUCUGUCAGUUAACCUCAGUCUCAGUGUGGUCCAAGUGCCCACCAACAUGUAUAACAAAGACUCUGCGAUUGUCAACAGCGUAUACUGGUCUGAGGCCUUGAACAAAGUGUUUGUGGAUAACUUUGAAAGAGACCCGUCACUCAUAUGGCAGUACUUCGGCAGUGCCAAAGGCUUUUUCCGGCAGUAUCCAGGGAUCAAAUGGAAGCCCGACGAGCACGGGGUCAUAGCGUUUGACUGUCGGAACCGGAAGUGGUACAUCCAGGCAGCCACCUCUCCAAAGGAUGUCGUGAUCUUAGUGGACGUCAGCGGCAGCAUGAAAGGCCUCAGACUGACCAUCGCUAGGCAAACUGUGUCAUCCAUCCUGGACACGCUCGGAGAUGAUGACUUCUUCAACAUAAUUGCUUACAAUGAAGAAUUGCAUUAUGUUGAGCCAUGCCUGAAUGGAACUUUGGUCCAAGCAGAUGUCACCAACAAAGAUCAUUUCCGGGAGCACCUUGACAAGCUGUUUGCUCAAGGCAUCGGCAUGUUAGAUGUUGCUCUGACUGAGGCUUUCAAUCUCCUUAGUGACUUUAAUGAAACCGGGAGGGGUAGUGUUUGUAGCCAGGCCAUUAUGUUGGUGACAGAUGGGGCAGUGGACACAUACGAUGCCAUCUUUGCCAAGUAUAAUUGGCCAGAGCGGAAGGUCCGCAUAUUUCCCUACCUGAUUGGUCGUGAGUCAGCCUUUGCAGAUAAUCUGAAAUGGAUGGCAUGUGCUAACAAAGGCUACUUCACUCAGAUCUCCACUUUAGCCGAUGUGCAAGAGAAUGUGAUGGAGUAUCUCCACGUGCUGAGUCGGCCAAAGGUGAUCGACCGGGAGCACGACACAGUUUGGACUGAGGCUUACAUCGAUAGCACUCUCCCGCAAGCCCAAAAGUUGGAAGAUGGUCAGGGUCCAGUUCUAAUGACCACAGUGGCCAUGCCAGUGUUCAGCACCAAAAAUGAGACAAGGAACCGUGGCAUCCUGCUUGGGGUGGUCGGGACAGAUGUCCCCGUCUCUGAGCUGCUGAAGACCAUCCCCAAAUAUAAGCUGGGCAUUCACGGAUAUGCCUUUGCCAUCACCAACAAUGGCUACAUCCUCACCCACCCAGAUCUGCGACCACUUUACGGUGAUGGUAAGAAGAGAAGGAAGCCAAACUACAGCAGUGUGGAUUUGUCUGAGGUGGAAUGGGAGGACAAGGAUGACACGCUGAGAAAUGCCAUGGUCAACAGGAAGACAGGGACCUUCUCCAUGGAGGUGACAAAGAGUGUUGACAAAGGGAAACGAGUGCUGGUAUUGCAUAAUGAUUAUUACUACACAGACAUCAAGGGGACGCCUUUCAGUUUGGGGGUCGCUCUUUCCAGAGGUCAUGGGAAGUUCUUCUUCAAAGGGAAUGUCACAGUGGAGGAAGGACUUCAUGACUUGGAGCAUCCUGAUGUGGCACUGGCAGAUGAAUGGACAUACUGCAACACAGACGAGCACCCAGAGCACCGCUACCUGUCCCAGAUCGAAGCAAUCAAACUGUAUCUCAGUGGACAUGAGCCUCUCCUGCACUGUGACAAGGAGCUGAUUCAAGAGGUCCUCUUUGAUGCUGUGGUGACCGCUCCUUUGGAGGCUUACUGGACGAGUCUUGUGCUCAAUAAGUCUGAGAACUCGGAUAAAGGGGUGGAGAUUGCCUACCUGGGCACAAGGACAGGUCUGUCCCGAACUAACCUGUUUGUGGUGCCUGAUGAGCUCACCAACCAAGAUGUCCUGACAGCUGAAGAUAAAGAGGGGGUGUUCAAUGCAGAUCACUUUCCUCUGUGGUACAAGAGAGCAGCAGAACAAGUCGCUGGCACCUUUGUCUAUUCUUUGCCUUUCAACACAGGAUCAGAUAACAAGAGCGUUGUGUUGGCCAGCACUGCCAUUCAGCUUCUGGAUGAGAGGAAAUCACCCAUAGCUGCAGCUGUGGGAAUCCAGAUGAAACUGGACUUCUUUCAGAAGAAAUUCUGGACAGCCAGCAGACAGUGUGCAGCGCUGGAUGGGAAAUGUUCCAUAAGCUGUGAUGAUGAGAACAUUAACUGCUAUCUGAUUGACAACAAUGGCUUCAUUUUAGUAGCAGAGGACUAUACUCUGACAGGAAAAUUUUUUGGAGAUGCUGAGGGUGCUGUAAUGAGUAAGCUUCUGCAGAUGGGUUCUUUUAAGAGGGUCACACUGUAUGACUACCAGGCUCUGUGCUGGGUCUAUUCAGAGAGCAGUGACAGUGGACAUACAAUACUCGAUCCGUACUUUGCCUUCUUCUCAGCUGUGAAGUGGAUCCUCACUGAACUUGUCAUAUUCCUGGUGGAGUUUAAUCUGUACAGUUGGUGGUACUCUGACCUCACAGCUAAAGCCCAGAGGGUAGGUCGAACCAUGCAGUUGCCAUGUGACACAGAGUAUCCAGCGUUCAUGUCUGAAAGAACAAUCAAAGAGAACACAGGCAACAUCGACUGCGACGGCUGCAUCAAAUCCUUUGUGAUCCAGCAGAUCCCCAGCAGUAAUCUGUUCAUGGUGGUCGUGGACAACAAGUGUGACUGCAGCAUGUUUGAGCCAAUCACCAUGGAUCCCAUCAAAAUCAUGUAUAAUGAAUCUCUCAAAUGUGAGCGACUGAAGUUGCAAAAGGACAGAAGGCGCCCAGAUACCUGUCACCCUUUUCAUCCAGAGGAGAACUCAAUGGAGUGUGGAGGAGCUGUGUUUCUGACCCCGUCUUUUGCAGCACGACUGCUUUGCGUCCUCCUGGCACUGUUCCCUAGGUGACCGGAGUUGGCCACAUCUCUCCAUCUACUGACUGACUCAGAUCGGCUUGGCUCAGCAUGCAAAAGAAUCUCUACGAGGCCUCAGAUACCAAUAACAAAAUAAAGAUCAUGUCUCCACAAAAGUUGUGUGCAAUUCCAAAGUCCACUUCCCCUACGGCCCUCCAGCUUCCUCCCCGUCAGGUCCUUACUUGGAAGGAUUAACAUCGGAUUGUUUUUGCAGCUGCUAAGUAGUAACCAAUAAGGUGCUUUAGCAGUACGAGAGGAGCUGCACAAAGGGUUUUUAUUUGUUCAAAUUUUAAAAAAAAGAAAAAAAAAGUUUUCUUCUUC